Messenger RNA from Poecilia latipinna (sailfin molly), 3503 nucleotides. It is a transcript of the gene tkta, whose product is annotated as transketolase a. NCBI's taxonomy places the organism in Eukaryota, Metazoa, Chordata, Actinopteri, Cyprinodontiformes, Poeciliidae. The record is from RefSeq and is a predicted model, not a curated record. The transcript has 14 exons. Bases 184 to 2070 code for a protein of 628 amino acids. Gene Ontology annotation, biological process: pentose-phosphate shunt, non-oxidative branch. Gene Ontology annotation, cellular component: extracellular exosome; endoplasmic reticulum membrane. Gene Ontology annotation, molecular function: transketolase activity; thiamine pyrophosphate binding.
GUCUGUAAGCCCUGUAGGAUAAAAUCCAGCCUCUGCUCUCUGCUCUCCCUCUUUCUCUCUGUCCCUCUCACACAUACAAACACAAGUGUUGCUCUGGCAAAGCUCAGACCUACACAAAAAACACACAAACUCACCAUUCCUUUUCCACUUUUCUGGUGCUGUGGAACUUAACACUUUGACUUCAUGGAGGAUUACCACAAACCUGACCAGCAGACAGUGCAGGCGCUGAGGAACAUCGCCAACCGCCUCCGAAUCAACUCCAUCAAGGCAACGACUGCAGCUGGAAGUGGCCAUCCCACAUCAUGCUGCAGCGUAGCGGAGAUCAUGUCUGUCCUUUUCUUCCAUACCAUGAAGUACCGCCCCGAAGAUCCGAGAAAUUUCAACAACGACCGCUUCAUCCUUUCCAAGGGUCACGCUGCUCCUGCCUUGUACUCCAUGUGGGUUGAAACUGGUUUCCUAAAGGAGAGUGAUCUGCUCAGUUUGUGCCAGGUUGACUCGACCCUGGAGGGACACCCAACCCCGAGGCAACAAUUUGUCGAUGUAGCCACUGGAUCCCUGGGGCAGGGUCUUGGUGUGGCCUGUGGAAUGGCUUACACUGGGAAAUACUUUGAUAAGUCCAGUUACCGUGUGUACUGCCUGCUGGGGGAUGGUGAGAUGUCGGAGGGCUCUGUCUGGGAAGCCAUGUCGUUUGCCUCCUACUAUCAGCUUGACAACUUGGUGGCCAUCAUGGAUGUCAACCGCUUGGGCCAAAGUGACCCUGCACCCCUGCAGCAUCAUGUAGAGAAAUACCAGAAGCGCUGUGAGGCUUUCGGCUGGCACGCCAUUAUUGUGGAUGGUCACAGUGUUGAAGAGCUUUGCAAGGCUUUGAGCCAACCACGUCACCAACCCACUGCAAUCAUUGCUAAAACCAUCAAAGGCAAAGGGAUUCCAGCUGCAGAGGAUAAGCUGGGCUGGCAUGCCAAAGCUUUGCCUAAAGACAUGGCUGAGAUGGUUAUGAAGGAUCUGCAGAGUCGGAUUAUGAACACCAGCAAGCACCUUUACCCCCCGGCUCCCAUAGAGGACUCCCCUCCUGUUAGCCUGAGGAACAUCCGCAUGCCAAGUGCACCGAACUACAAGCCUGGAGAAAAAAUUGCCACUCGCAAGGCAUAUGGAAUGGCACUGGCCAAGUUGGGUCGCUACAACGAACGUGUUGUGGUCCUUGAUGGAGACACCAAUAACCUCACCUGCUCUGAGAUCUUCAAGAAUGAACAUCCAAACCGCUUUGUUGAGUGCUACAUUGCUCAACAGAACAUGGUCAGUGUUGCCAUGGGAUGCGCUGCCCGCGAGAGGAACGUUGUAUUUGCCAGCACCCUUGCCUCCUUUUUUACGCGUGCCUAUGAUCAAAUUCGCAUGGCAGUGAUUUCAGAAAGCAACAUCAACUUGUGUGGCUCCCACUGUGGUCUGUCUACUGGAGAGGAAGGCCCCUCUCUGAUGGCUCUGGAGGACAUGGCUAUGUUCAGGGCCCUGCCUACUGCUACAAUCUUCUACCCCAGUGAUGGUGUCACCACAGAAAAGGCUGUGGAACUGGCUGCAACCACAAAGGGCGUUUGCUACAUUCGAACCAGCCGCCAAGACAAUGCCAUCAUCUACAAUAGCAAUGAGGAUUUUCAUGUUGGACAGGCAAAGGUGGUGUUCCAAGGCAAAGAGGAUCAAGUGACUGUGGUUGCAGCUGGAGUGAUUGUGCAUGAAGCCCUUGCAGCUGCUGAGCAUCUCAAGAAAGAGAGGAUCUCUGUAAGAGUGAUUGAUCCCUUCACAAUCAAACCACUGGACAUUAAAACCAUCAUCGACCAUGCACGCGUCACCAGGGGAAGGAUCCUCACCGUCGAAGACCACUACUACGAAGGUGGUCUGGGGGAGGCAGUAUCCUCAGCAAUGGUCAACGAGUCUGGGUUUACUCUGCACCGCUUGGCCGUGUCCCACGUUCCCAGAAGUGGCAAACCUCAUGAGCUCCUGAAGAUCUAUGGGAUAGACCGUGAUGCCAUCGCACAGGCCAUCCGAAAGAUGCUCAGCAGCUCUGCUAAUGCCAAGUAAUUUCCUCUGUGCCCCACCCACCUUUCUGACUAAUCCCCUCCAGAUGGCGAUAGACAGUCAUGUAUGUUGUGGAAGCACAGAACCCAUUUUUAUCAUUAAACCACUUAAAAAAUGUACUGAAGUGUUGUGAUUUUGUGCAGUUCACCUUUAAGUAGACGUCUGCUUUAACUUUCCUUUUGUGCGUUCAUCCUAACACGCAGAGAAAAGUAACCUCUGCACACACAUCUUCACUUUUAAUCUCUACCUUCUUAUGGACCAAUCCGGAGAGAGGAUUGGUUCCAGUUGUUGCCAUUGGUUAUUUUGCCUCUGAUGGAUUAUCACUGUGUAAAACAAAUUGUUGUUCUAUUUUUAACACACUACUAGAGAUGCACCAAUCUGGGAUUUGUUGUUUUUGUAAAGCUUUGACCGACCAAAACCAAUUUUAGUUCCUUUCUGUUGAAGAAAUAUCAGCAGGUUUCUUGUCAUUAGUUAUGAAGAGCAACAUCUCAGACAGAAAUGUCUCUGUAAAGCAGUGUUUUUAAUUUUACAGACAAAAUGACGGGGAAUUUAGAUUUUAAGUUGUCUCUCAUCUAAUGUUAGCAAUUAGCAUGAUUAGCAUUAGCAAUUGUAAACACCCAUCUCUGCUUGUAUUCCCAAGUGUAGAUUCUUACCUGAAUUCUGAGAUUUUCAAAAGGCUGUCAAUAUUUCUCAGUUCCUCCUUUUCCAUGACAGAUAGAGGUUAAAACUUUAAAAAGCUAACGUUGUCUACUUCUGCUGUAAUACAUCCAGAUUUCCGAGAUAUCUUAAAGUUUGUCAAUCUGCCCCUUUCUUAAUUCAGUUGCCAAGUCCCCAAAGCUGGACCGAGUUGAAAUAUGCAGAUGACAAUAUUUCAUUCACGAGAAGCUUGGGUAAAAACGAAUGAAAUGACAAGAAGCCAGCGAAGUCUAGUUGUCUUUUGUAAGCAGCAACAAUGAGUGCAAGGCAUUUAUCACUGAAAAAAAAAUCCAUUGAAAAGUUUUUUUUUUUUUAACCUUGGGGGUGUCAUUUUGCUUAAUUUCAACAACCCUAACUGAAACAGAAAAUAACUAGUCUUCCCUCAGUAACAGCCUCCGCACCAAAAACUGCUGUUGAAAGAGCAAAUUGGUAGCACUCAGGUAUGGUAUGUUUGUUGAUCCUAAGCAAAUUAAACUUUGUUCAUUCAGCUAGAAGGUCACAGGUCAGGGCCAACCAAGCUGAAUUUUGAUCACCAGAUUAUGUCUCGGUGCAUCUCAGUUACACUUUCAUGUGGUUUUCAGUGCUCUUUUAUUUACUUUGUUUCACAAGACAUAGUUGUGGGUUUCUCUAAUGUUUUAAUACUGGGUGAGGCCCAGUUUAAUGUGUUUAUUGUGUCAACGGUGUCAGAAAGAUGGCAUGUGGGUUCUUGUUUGUAGAAGGUAGUGGGGACAAAAAAAAAG